AUGUUGGACCUAGAGAAGCAGUUCCUCUUUUAUGGGGCAUACCACCAUCAUCCAGUGAGUGUUGCUCUCUACCUAGAUAUGGAUGAAGGAAAAAAAAAAAGAAAGAAAGAAAGAAAGAGAAAAACUAACGGGUCGAUAAAGAUCAAUGUUAUCAUCCAUAUCACCUGCGUGCCAAUUAUAAUGCUCUGCAUGUUCCUACUGGUGGGCAGUGCCGGCCCGCUGUUCUCUGUGCCAGAGGCCAUCAGCAUCCAGAAUCUGCCUCCUAAUGGCGGAACGAUAGCAGCGUUCGUCUACCUGUUGCUAUACAUGCUGAUGGAACCGGUGGCCGGCGCCAUGCUGGCACCAUUGCUGCUGAGCGGAACAGCGUACAUAAACCACCUCCUCGCCGCCUACGGGCAAACGGCCGUGUACUGGUCGCUGGCCGUGCAAGGAGUCGCCUGGAUCCUGCAGUUUGUAGGCCACGGCGUGUUCGAGGGUCGCGCCCCGGCGCUGCUCGACAACCUGGUGCAGGCCUUCUUCCUGGCGCCCUUCUUUGUCUGGCUCGAGGUGCUCUUCUACCUGGGCUACCGCCCCGAGCUGAAGUCACGCCUCGACGCCGCCAUUGCCAAGGAGGUCGCCAAAUUCAACAAGCAGAAGGCCGAGAAGACCAAGGCCAAGUAG
Molecule: messenger RNA, 660 nt
Organism: Trichophyton benhamiae CBS 112371
Lineage: Eukaryota; Fungi; Ascomycota; Eurotiomycetes; Onygenales; Arthrodermataceae
Exons: 3
Coding region: 1-660 (219 amino acids)
Biological process (GO): sphingoid catabolic process
Cellular component (GO): endoplasmic reticulum
Source: RefSeq, a predicted model, not a curated record